UCCCACCGGGGUGCCCUGGAACUUGUGGGACCCCACAGGCUCCCAGCUAGAGGGCGAAUUUGCCCCAGGAUGCCUCACACCUUGAAUCUCACCAAAGCCUGAUUUGGAUGGGAUUCAGAUGAGACUUUGGACUUGGAUUUUGCAGCUGAUGCCGGAUGCAGGUCUGCAUAAACUCUGGCUCAAGCAUCAGGAUUUUGAAGGUAGCCUGAGGGAACCCUUGACACUGGGGCUGCCUGGCCUGUUACUUCUGGGCUGGAAGGCUCAGGUAAUCCCUCCAAGUAACUCAGCCUUGUAUGGCUAACAUGUAGAGAACAAAACAGAAUUUGCUUUGAUGUAAAUUAGGAUUGCUCUACAGGAAAUCAGAGAAAUCAGUGCUGCGCUGGAUGGAAGCGGGGGACGAGGAGGCAGAAGCAGCAGUCACAGGAAGGCACCGGAAACGUCUCUGACCUGCUUAGACUUCCUCUCUGAGCCAUUGUGGUUUCACAACCCCGGCAAGGCACAGCCCCUCCCCCGACCCAGUGUCACCCGGCCUGGCGCUUCUGUGGGAAAGUGCCACACUAGAGGCCCCAGGACAUUGUCAUUUCCCUCUUCCUUCCCCUGCCUAGGCUGCCGGCAAACCCCAAGGGCCCCUGAGCCUGCCACCGGGGCCGCGGCUCCCUCCAGCCCCUGCAAGAUGGAGAAUUCUUGUGUCGCGGCGGUGGUGAUGAGGCUGCUGCUGUCUGGGCUCUGUCUCUUUGCACCGGCCUGGAGCUACAACUUGGAUGUGCACCACGUGCUAAGCUUCUCCACCCCACACGCCGGGAGGCACUUUGGGUACCGGGUCCUGCAGGUUGGAAACGGGGUUGUCGUGGGCGCUCCGGGCGAGGGGAACAGCACAGGAAACCUCUACGAGUGCCUGCCGGGCACUGGACACUGCCUACCGGUCAGCCUGGGCGGUUCCAACUACACCUCCAAGUACUUGGGGAUGACCUUGGUGACAGACCCCACAGCCGGAGGCCUUUUGGCCUGUGACCCUGGGCUGUCUCGGACGUGUGACCAGAACACCUAUCUGAGUGGCCUGUGCUACCUCUUCCGCCAGGACCUAAGGGGUCCAGUGUUGCAAGGGCGUCCUGGAUAUCAGGAGUGCAUAAAGGGCAACGUGGACCUGGUGUUUCUGUUCGAUGGCUCGGGCAGUUUGCAGCAGAACGAAUUUCAGAAGAUUCUGGAGUUCAUGAAGGACGUGAUGAAGAAGCUUGGCAACUCCUCCUACCAGUUUGCUGCUGUUCAGUUUUCCUCAACCUUCAAGACAGAAUUUAAUUUCCUGGAUUAUGUUCAAGUGAGGGACCCAGACAUUCUGCUGGCCCACGUGGAACACAUGCGACUGCUGACCAACACCUUCGGUGCCAUCAACUACGUUGCGACAGAGGUGUUUCGGCCAGAGCUGGGGGCCCGGCCAGACGCCACCAAGGUGCUCAUUAUCAUCACAGAUGGGGAAGCCACUGACAAAGGCAGCAUCGAGGCCGCCCAGGACAUCAUCCGCUACAUCAUUGGGAUCGGCAGGCACUUCCGAACCAAGGAGAGCCAGGAGACGCUCCACAAGUUCGCCUCCAAGCCCACGGAGGAGUUUGUGAAGAUCAUGGACACAUUCGAGAAGCUCAAGGAUCUGUUCACCGAGCUGCAGAGGAAGAUCUACGUCAUCGAGGGCACAAGCAAGCAAGACCUGACUUCCUUCAAUAUGGAGCUGUCUUCCAGCGGGAUCAGCGCUGACCUCAGCAGGGGCCAUGCAGCCGUGGGGGCGGUUGGAGCCAAGGACUGGGCUGGGGGCUUUCUCGACCUGAAGGAAGACUUCCAGGAUGCUACGUUUGUUGGCAAUGCACCUCUGACCCCAGAAGCAAAAUCAGGAUAUUUGGGUUACACAGUGACCUGGCUGCCCUCCCAGGGACACACAUCGCUGCUGGCGGCUGGAGCCCCCCGAUACCAGCAUGUGGGGCAGGUGCUGCUCUUUCAAAAGCAAGAGGGUGGAGGACCCUGGAGCCAGGUCCAGAAAAUAGACGGGACCCAGAUCGGCUCUUAUUUUGGUGGGGAGCUCUGUGGCAUUGACACGGACCAAGACGGGGAGACAGAGCUGCUGCUGGUGGGGGCCCCGCUCUUCUACGGGGAGCAGAGAGGAGGCCGCGUGUUCCUCUACCAGAGGAAGCAGCUGGGGUUCGAGAUGGUCUCAGAGCUGCACGGAGAUCCCGGCUACCCACUUGGGCGGUUUGGAGCAGCCAUUACCGCCCUGGCGGACCUCAACGGAGACGCGCUGACGGACGUGGCCGUGGGAGCCCCCCUGGAGGGGCAGGGGGCUGUGUACAUCUUCAGUGGGCAGCAGGGUGGGCUCAGCCCGCAGCCCAGUCAGCGCAUAGACGGGACCAAGGUGUUCUCAGGAAUUCGGUGGUUCGGACGCUCCAUCCACGGGGUGAAAGACCUCGGAGGCGACGGCCUGGCCGAUGUGGCUGUGGGGGCCGAGGGCCAGGUGUUGGUGCUCAGCUCCCGGCCCGUGGUGGAUAUCAUCACCCUGAUGCGCUUCUCCCCGCCCGAGAUCCCGGUGCACGAGGUGGAAUGCUCCUACUCAGCCAAUCACAAGAAGAAGGAAGGCGUUAACAUCACAGUCUGUUUCCAGGUCAAGUCCCUCACCUCUCACUUCCAAGGUCCUCUGGUGGCCAACCUCAUGUACACCCUGCAGUUGGAUGGCCAUCGGACCAGGAGCCGGGGGCUGUUCCCAGGAGGGAGACAUGAGCUCAGCGGAAACACAACUGUCACACAAGUCCAGUCCUGCACUGACUUCUGGUUUCACUUUCCGGUAUGCAUCCAAGACCUCAUCUCCCCCAUCAAUGUCUCCUUGAACUUCUCUCUUUGGGAGGAAGACGGGACAUCCAGGGACCAAAGGAUGGGCAAGGACAGGCAGCCCAUCCUGAGACCCUUGCCGCACUCAGAGACCAAGGAGAUCCCUUUUGAGAAGAACUGCGGGGAGGAUAAGAAAUGCGAGGCCAACCUGGGGCUGUCCUUCUCCACCGCCAGGUCCAGCGUCCUGCGCCUGACGCCCUCGGCCAGCCUCUCGGUGGAGCUGACCCUGAGGAACCCCGGAGAGGAUGCGUACUGGGUGCAGCUGGACCUGCGCUUCCCCCAGGGGCUUUCCUUCCGCAAGGUGGAGGCGCUCCAGCCGCACAGCCAGAUACCUGUGAGCUGCGAGGAGCUCCCGGGGGAGCCCGAGCUCCUGACCAAGACCCUGUCUUGCAACGUGAGCUCUCCCAUCUUUAGAGCGGGCAGCUCGGUUGUCAUCCAGGUAAUGUUCAACACGCUGCUCAACAGCUCCUGGGAAGACCUGGUGGAGCUGCACGCCCAAGUGAAAUGUCACAACGAGGACUCGAGCCUCCUGGAGGAUAACUCGGCCACAACCAGCAUCCCAGUGCUGUACCCCAUCAACAUCCUCAUCGAGGAGCAGGAAAACUCCACGCUCUAUGUCAGUUUCACUCCCAAAGGCCCCAAGAUCCGUCAUGUCAAGCACACAUACCAGGUGCGGGUCCCGCCCUCCCUGCACCAGCACAGCAUGCCCAUACUGGAGGCCCUGGUCGGGGUGCCGGUGCCCCACGGCGAGGAACCCAUUACGUACAAGUGGUCUGUGCAGACGGAGCCUCCUGUCACUUGCCAGCGUGAGGAUCUGAAGAGGGUGCCCAGCGCGGCUCAGCCCUGUCUCCCCAGAGCCCAGUUUCGCUGCCCGUUCAUCUUCAAGCAGGAGCUGCUGGUCGAAGUGCUCGGGACUGUGGAGCUGGUGGGCGAAAUUGAGGCUUCCUCCAUGUGGCACCUCUGCAGCUCCCUCUCCAUCUCCUUUAACAGCAGCAAACAUUUCCACCUCUACGGCAGUAACUCCUCAGUGGCCCAGGUCCUCAUGAAGGUGGACGUGGUGUUCGAGAAGGAGAUGGUCUACCUGUACGUGCUGAGCGGCGUCGGGGGGCUGCUGCUGCUGCUACUGAUCUUCCUGGCGCUCUACAAGGUGGGCUUCUUCAAGCGGAACCUGAAGGAGAAGAUGGAGGCCGACGGCGGCAGCAUCCCGAAUGGAGUCCCGGGAGAAGGCGCGGGAGGAGGCACCACCGCUGACUGCCUGGAGCCCCUGCAGGGCACGGAAGCCAAGGAAGGAGAGGACAAGGACUGAGUGCGCCCAGCACGGGACCGCCCCGGCCUCCGUCUCCGUGUCUUGGCCGAGUAACACUGCCUGUCCUCAGGCCUCAGUUUCCCCGUCUUGAGCGUGGAAGCGUCUCCUGCUAGAAACUGCUGAGGGACGGGCCAGGAAGGCAGGCUCCGCGCCCAGGCCUUGGUCCCCGCUGCCACAGCCUCUGCGGCUCCUCCUCCGGGGUGAGAAGCCGCAGUCGCAGGAAACCCAGGGCCGCUCCGGGCCCUCACACCUGGCCCUAGCGACCACAGAUGCUCUGACUGCCCUAUCUCUGGCCCGGAGCCCAGUCCGCAGCCAGGGAGCUCUUCCCACCCGUGUCCCUGCCUCGCUGCAGGCGCCUGGCUCUUUGGCCGAGAUUCUUACUCCAGCUCGCUCCCGUCUUGCUACGCACGCCCAGCCGGCUGCCUCUGCCCAGAACGUUCUACCCAGCUCCCUCCCUGGCUCGCUGUCAGCUCGCAGCAGCCGCCAGCCUGGCUCAGUCGGGCUCCCACGUGUGCACCUGCUCCCGCAGCCCGCCCUUGUCCCUCAUUGCGCCGGUCACAGUUGCUACUUAAGGGGACCCCCGUGAGGGCGGGGACCGGGGCCCUGUCUUGUUCACCUUGUGGUCCUUGGUGAUGUCACAGGGCUGGGCACACAGUAGGUGCUUCACAGUGCCAUGGAAUUAAUGACUGAGCGUGGGGAGAUGUGGAAGUCUGAGCAGCCCCAGGGUAUCCCCAGCCUUCAAGGCUCUGCCCUCCCAGGCUCUGCUCCGCCCCUGGCCCCACACCAUGCCUGCAGGCAUACGUUCAAGAAAUGUGAGCCCCUGGCCAGUUUUGCGGUUUCAUGCUGGUGCCGUUCCAGCCCGGGCCUCCAAGCUGGGAGCGCUUUGUUCUCCACCCGUUCACGCAAUGGGCCCAGGCCUGUGGGCUCUCCUCCCUUGCUUUCCUCCUGCACCUGAUAUUGUAGGGUAAUUCAACAGAGAAGCAGGGAGGGGUGAGCGUUAAAGAUGCCCACAUCCCAUAGCUGAGUCCCUUGGUUCAAUUGCUGGCUCCGGCUCCUGACCCCAGCUCUCUGGGAGGCAGCGCUGAUAACUCACCACUGGCAGAGUAACUGAGUUCCAGCCACCCGUGCGGGAGACCUGGGUCCCAUGCACUGUCCUGGCCCAGUCCCCAGUCACUUGGGGCAUGUGGAGAGUGAUGGAAGACUUCUAUGUCUUUCCGCCUCUCAAGUUAAUUUUUAAAGGGGGUGGGGAUGAGAGAGACACAGAACUGGAGAAAAGGUUAGAGGGUAUUGGAUAAUUCGUGAACAUGGGAGUCUAGGCCAUCCCCACCAGUUUUAAGUAAUGAUUGAAGGAAUCUUCAUCCACCCUGUAGAAGGGACAGAGUGACCAGUCGCUGCUGCCCCCUUGUGGUCAGUAGGAGUCCCAGGGAAUUGUGAGAGACCAGCUCCUGGUCUAGCGCUAGGAAGCGAGAAAACUGAGAAAGGCAGGCUGGGCAGGAGGUGAGAAGCAGCUCUGUGUCCCCCUCCCCUGCUUUGAUGGUCCCCUGCUGCCUACAGGGGAGUGGCUAAACUUUCCUGAGCCUGGCACACACCACUCAAAACAGCCUCAUCAGCCACUCUGGGAAGAAAAUAGUAAACGGGGCUGGCGAUAUGGCGCAGUGGGUUAGGCUGCCACCUGCAGUGUCAGCAUCCCAUAUGACCACCGGUUCAAGUCCCAGCUGCUCCACUUCCAACCCUGCUCCCUGCUAAUGUGCCUGGGAAAGCAGUGGAAGAUGAUCCAAGUGCUAGGGCCCCUGCACCCACAUGAGAAACCCAGAUGAGGCUCCUCGCUCCUGGCUUUGGCCUCGCCCAGCCUCAGCAGUCGAGGCCAUUUGGGGAGUGAACCAGCGGAUGGGAGAGUGUGCGUGUGUGUGUGUCUCCCUCUUUCUGUAAAUCUGCCCUUCAAAUAAAAUAAUAAUUUAAAAAAGGGUC
Molecule: messenger RNA, 6139 nt
Organism: Oryctolagus cuniculus (rabbit)
Lineage: Eukaryota; Metazoa; Chordata; Mammalia; Lagomorpha; Leporidae
Source: RefSeq, a predicted model, not a curated record